Messenger RNA from Sphaerodactylus townsendi, 3510 nucleotides. RefSeq names its product ATPase phospholipid transporting 10D (putative) (gene ATP10D). The record is from RefSeq and is a predicted model, not a curated record. Gene Ontology annotation, molecular function: ATPase-coupled intramembrane lipid carrier activity; nucleotide binding. Lineage: Eukaryota; Metazoa; Chordata; Lepidosauria; Squamata; Sphaerodactylidae. Gene Ontology annotation, biological process: phospholipid translocation. Gene Ontology annotation, cellular component: plasma membrane.
GUCUCUCCAGCCGGGCAGGCAGCAGCAGCGCUCAACUGGCUCUGAUGUGAGGGCUGGAGCGGCUGCGCAGACGGAGCUCCGUAGCCAGAGCCGGUGGGAUCGAGCCCCUUCCUCUGCGAUGCGCUCCGAGGGGCGACGAUUCGGUAAAGGACACAGCCAGGUCCGCAGACCUCUUCGGAGAACAUGGCGCGGCCGCUGCAGUGGGCCAGAUGUCGCUGGCGCCGCCUGACUUCUGCAAAAGGCAGAGAGGAUGGCAGUCCCAAAAGAGAUCCCUCCACUCCGGGAUGCGAUGGGCAGCCAUCCAAGACUGCCAGCAAGCACAGAAUAGUUAUACCGUGCCUGGAGCGUUUUAAAGACGAAUAUGAAAAAGUCUCAAAGCAUUAUGUGAACAACACAUUGCGGACUACCAAGUACACAUUGUGGUCUUUCAUACCAAAGAACUUAUUUGAACAGUUUCACAGAGUUGCCAAUUUAUAUUUCUUAUUUAUUGUUGUGCUAAACUGGAUUCCAGUGGUUGAAGCCUUUCAGAAGGAAAUCACAAUGAUACCUCUCUUGGUGGUUCUCUACAUCAUUGCAGUGAAAGAUGGUAUAGAGGAUUACGGAAAGUACAAGUUAGACAAAAAACUCAACCACUCAUUAACGCAAGUCUACAAUAGAGAGGAUGAAGAAUACGUAGACAAAUUCUGGAAACAUGUUACUGUUGGAGACUUUAUCCGAUUGUCAUGUAAUGAGGAAGUCCCUGCUGACAUGGUUUUGCUAUAUUCCACGGAUGCAGAUGGAAUUUGUUACAUUGAAACAUCCAGCCUUGAUGGAGAGACCAACUUGAAACAGAGGCAGGUGGUGAAAGGAUUUGAAGAUCAGGUGUCUGAAAUUGAUCCAGAAGACUUCUCAAGUAAAAUAGAAUGUGAGCGCCCUAACAAUGAUCUCAACAGCUUCCGGGGCUUUAUCGAGCAUUCGAAUCAAGAGCGCGUGGGCCUGAGUAAGGAGAACUUACUCCUACGAGGAUGCACUAUCAGAAACACAGAAGCCGUUGUUGGCAUUGUGGUAUAUGCAGGUCAUGAUACCAAAGCGAUGCUGAACAACUCAGGGCCACGUCACAAGCGAAGCAAACUCGAGAAGAGGGUGAAUGACCAUAUCUUGUGGUGUGUCUUUCUUCUGUUAUUGAUGUGCUCUGUAGGGGCUGUGGGUUAUGGGACUUGGCUGAGUAGAUAUCCAGAGCCCCCUAUUUAUCUUUCAAUCCCCGAUGGAAGCGGGGUUGUCAGUCCAGCACUGGAAGCAUUCUAUUUGUUUUGGAGGAUGAUAAUUUUAUUACAGGUCUUGAUCCCCGUUUCUCUUUACGUUUCUAUCGAACUCGUGAAAUUGGGGCAAAUCUAUUUAAUUCGGAAUGACAUAGAUUUGUACCAUGAAAAAACAGAAACUACAAUCCAGUGCGGAGCGCUGAAUAUCGCUGAAGACCUUGGGCAGAUCGAGUAUCUGUUCACAGAUAAACUGGAGGCGACUCCAAUGAGAGAACAAAAAUGGUUUUCCUCGAGAUGCACUAUAGCAGGUGUUGAAUACGGACAUGAAGAAAACGCUAAGAGGCUAGAGUUAUAUCAAGAUGUUGAAUCGGAUGAGGAGGACUUGAUGUUUUCUACCCAUAGUUUGAGAAAUGUGUCAAGAGUGAAGAUGUCUCACACGGGUAGAUAUCUGAGCAGCAAGUCUUUGCAUCGUGCGCGUGCAAGCAGCUUUGCCGUGGGAUCGCACCAUAUGAGGCAAUUGGCCUUCAGCAGCCCCAUUGAGACUGAUGUUGUCCCAGACAUACUGCUUCUGCAGAAAUUCAGUCGAAUCUCUCAGCGUAUCUAUACACACUCUUCAAUGGACCAUGUGACUUCAGAGGCAGUACACAUUUCUGAAUUUUUCAUUGCUCUGGCAAUUUGCAACACGGUUGUCGUUUCAGCACCUAAUCAACCGAGUCAAAAGAGGCACUGGCCUUCACUAGCUCAAAUGCCUGUGGUCCCUCUGAGUGAAUUUAGAAAGAUCUUAGACAAGUUUUCUGUCCGGAGACUAAGCUGCUCACCCGCACCAAGUACGGGUUUGAGAGUUACACGGUCUGAGAGCCCCAGGAUACAACUAGAGACGGAGACGGAGACGGAGAUGGAUACUCCCAGUGCAAAUGAUCAAUCUCCUUCACUUGAUAUGCCAGACGCUAUGGAGCUCGUAAGCCCUUCUAUAACAAUGCGAAGAGAAGCCCUUGAUGUAGUUCCUUGCAGCCAUCAUGGCUCCUUCUCUGAAACUCAACUGUGCUACGAGGCAGAGAGUCCUGACGAAUCAGCCCUGGUUCAUGCUGCCAGAGCCUACUCAUGCACUUUGCUGUCUAGGAGCCCUGAUCAGGUUACAAUAGACUUCUCACCGCUGGGACCUUUAACGUUCCAGUUGUUGCACAUCCUUCCUUUUGACUCCACUCGGAAACGAAUGUCUGUCGUGGUUAGGCACCCCAUCUUGAAAAAAGUUGUAGUGUACACAAAGGGGGCGGACUCCGUCAUGAUGGAUUUGCUGCAGUCAGAACCCACAGGUAUUAAAAAGGUAGAUUUGCAAAGAAAGAGAUUUAAGGAAAGAACACAGAGAUACUUAGAUGAGUACGCCACAAAAGGACUGCGCACUCUCUGUAUAGCUACAAAGGUAAUGGAUGACAGUGAGUACGAGGAAUGGUUAAAGGAGCAUUUUAUGGCCGAAAGUGAUAUAGAUUGCAGGGAGGAACUGCUUCUUCAAUCUGCCUCGAGGCUUGAGAACAAUUUAACUUUGCUUGGUGCCACUGGAGUUGAAGAUCGCUUGCAAGAGUGUGUCCCAGAAACUAUAGCAUCCCUCAGAAGAGCUGGGAUUACCAUCUGGAUGCUGACUGGCGAUAAACACGAGACUGCAGUGAACAUAGCACAUUCCUGUAGAUUGCUGGAAUCAACUGACAAACUCUUCACUCUCAAGUCUUCUGGUCAGGAAGACUGUGAACAGCAGAUAGACAAUAUCUUAGAAGAAAUAAGGAUCGGUGUCGAAUCCAAGAAAAGCUGCACCACAAGCCUUUUGAAAGCCCCCAGAGAUUCAGCAUCCAGCGUCCCCCAAAUCAGUGUGGGCCUGAUUAUAGAUGGACCAACUUUAGCCUUUGCCUUGCACGAGACUGCACAGAGCAGAUUCCUGCAGCUCACAACACAGGUGCGAGCUGUCAUCUGCUGCAGAGCGACACCCCUGCAGAAGAGCCAGUUGGUGAAACUGGUAAGAAAGGAGCUGAAGGUCAUGACUCUGGCUAUAGGGGAUGGUGCCAAUGACGUCAGCAUGAUCCAAGUUGCUGAUGUGGGAAUUGGAAUUUCUGGCCAAGAAGGCAUGCAGGUAGGAAGGGCUGAUGGAAUUUCAGGUGGAUCAUUCGGGGGUGGCCAUUACUGCCAGCCAAAACAGGUGGACAUUGCAGUGCACCCCACGCCAGUGCUUCUGGGUAAUGUCGGCUCGAACCCCUCUGACUAUGCUGGCAUUGAAGGAAAGUGA